AUGACGGCGCAAAAGUCGAUUCUCUCCGCCUCACACGACGGGAAUCUCAGUUUCUGCCGUCGCACUAGGCAAUCGGCCAUGGCGGCGGAAGACUCAGGGAAGACGCCUUCCGUCGAGAAUAUUUUCACCGGCUUUCGCGACUCUAGGCGUUUCGAUUUCUCAUUAGCUGAUCCUACUCCUUCAACACUUACUCUCUCCCCCGAUCAGCUCAACUUCUGCCACAAAGCUCUCGGGAUCUUCCGGGAAAAAAUCGUAGAUCCCGGCUCGAUUGCUCUUGAGUUUGGCAAUUUGCAGGCUAAUAGGAUGCUGUCAUCGGAGAUGCAGCUAAGCUGUACAGUGGCUAUGAACAGUGACAAUCUUGGGAAGAACAGAUACACAGAUGUUGUGCCAUUUGACAAGAAUAGGGUUGUUCUGAAUCCAUCCAAAGACUAUCGAUCAUCUGCAAAGGGAUAUAUCAACGCAAGCUUCAUUAAGGUGACGUCGUCGUCGUCGUCUGAGAGUAUUUCUCAGUUCAUAGCUACACAAGGUCCUUUACCACACACGAUGGAGGACUUCUGGGAGAUGGUAAUACAGCACCAUUGCCCAAUCAUAGUGAUGCUCAGUCGAUUGGUCGACAAUCAUAAGACUGUUAAAUGCGGAGACUAUUUUCAAGCCGAAGAUGGGCCUAGAAAAUUUGGCAAGAAAUCUAUUGUGACGAAGUGGAUAAAGACCACUGACACUUCACUAGUCCUGCGUAAUCUUGAGGUCAACUGUUUACUUCAGACAGAGGAACAUCCUAUGUCCAUUUUGCAUAUCCAGUAUCCGGAAUGGCCUGAUAAUGGUAUUCCCAAUGAUACUGUGUCUGUCCGUGAAAUUAUAAAAAGACUGUAUCAAGUACCGCCUAGACUCGGCCCAAUCAUUGUGCACUGCAGUGCAGGUAUAGGAAGAACAGGAACAUAUUGUGCGAUACAUAACACAAUCCAGAGAAUCCUUGCUGGCGAUAUGUCUGCGUUGGAUCUUGCUAAAACCGUGGCAAUGCUCCGCGACCAACGCAUUGGCAUGGUUGAAACCAUGGAUCAAUACUUGUUUUGCUACAAUGCUAUUGUUGAUGAACUAAAAGAUCUAACCGUGGGGACAAAUGCUGGAACGAGUCUUUUCUCUCCGCCUCACACGACGGGAAAUCUCACUUCCUGCCGUCGCGCUAGAUCCCACCGGCAAUCCGUCAUGGCGACCGCUAACUCCGGCAAGUCGCCUUCCGCCGCGAAUCUUUCCACCGGCUACGGCGACUCUAAGCGUUUCGAUUUCUCAUCCGCUGAUUCGCCUCCUUCAAAGCUCUCUCUCUCUCCCGACCAGCUCAGCUACUGCCACCGAGCUCUCGAGGUUUUCAGGGGAAAAAUCGUAGAUCCCGACUCUAUCGCUCGUGAGUUUGCCAAUUUACAGGCUAAUAGGAUGUGGCCGUCGGAGUUGCAGCUAACCUGUACAGUGGCUAUGAACAGUGUCAAUUCUGAGAAGAACAGAUACUCAGAUGUUAUGCCAUUUGACAAUAAUAGGGUUGUUCUGAAUCCAUGCAAAGACUAUCGAUCAUCUGCAAAAGGAUAUGUCAACGCAAGCUUAAUUAAGACUUCGUCGUCCUCUGAGAGUAUUUCUCAGUUCAUAGCUACACAAGGUCCUCUCUCACACACGGUGGAGGACUUCUGGGAGAUGGUAAUUCAGCAGCAUUGCCCUGUCAUAGUGAUGCUCACUCGAUUGGUCGACAAUCAUAAGACAGAGGACAAGCCCAUGUCCGUCUUGCAUAUUCAGUAUCCUGAAUGGCCUGAUCAUGGAGUUCCCAGGGAUACUGUGGCUGUCCGUGAGAUUCUAAAAAGACUGUAUCAAAGAAUUCUUGCUGGCGAUAUGUCUGCUUUGGAUCUUGCUAAAACCGUGGCAAUAUUCCGCAGCCAACGCAUUGGCAUGGUUCAGACCAUGGAUCAAUACUUCUUUUGCUACAACGCCAUUGUUGAUGAAUUAGAAGAUCUAACCGCGGGGACAAAUACUGGAACGAGUUCAUAA
Molecule: messenger RNA, 2028 nt
Organism: Thlaspi arvense
Lineage: Eukaryota; Viridiplantae; Streptophyta; Magnoliopsida; Brassicales; Brassicaceae
Source: the annotation of a GenBank genome assembly